Coniophora puteana RWD-64-598 SS2 is the source of this 604-nucleotide messenger RNA. RefSeq lists its product as uncharacterized. The record is from RefSeq and is a predicted model, not a curated record. The annotation marks the transcript as partial. The transcript has a single exon. Lineage: Eukaryota; Fungi; Basidiomycota; Agaricomycetes; Boletales; Coniophoraceae.
GAUUCGGCUGACGGAGCGCGACCACGUAGUAUGGGCGGGGGAUUUCAACAGGCACCACCCCCUCUGGGAUGAAGAGAGGAACUCCCACCUAUUCACACCUGCAGCUCUCGACGAAGCGGAGGUGCUCCUGCACCUACUGGCGGACCAUGGGAUGGUCAUGGCGCUCCCGAAGGACCUCCCAACCCUUUGCUCGCUGAGCACGGGUAACUACACGCGGCCGGACAAUGUCUUCUGCACGGAACACACGGCGCAGUGCGUGGUCUCAUGCGAAGUGCUAACGGACCGAAAGCUUCUACGAACCGAUCACUUCCUGAUCGCGACGUGCAUCGAUUUCCGCCUGGCGCGGGACACGGAGGAACCGCGAAAGAACUUCCGCGACGUGGGCUGGGAAAACUUCAACGACGUACUGGGACCACGCAUACGAGAACGGAUGGGAGCCCCCGGGCCCAUCCUCACCCAUGAUUCCCUUCACUCUUCCGCAACCACACUGACGUCUGUAUUACAGGAAACUAUAGAAGAAUUAGUCCCGAACUUGAAGCUGAGUCCCCACUCGCGAAGAUGGUGGACGAGAGAACUGUCGGAGCUACGAGACGAAUGCAACCAG